GGGAGAUGAGUGCCUGCGGGAGGAAGGCCCUGACCCUGCUGAGCAGCGUCUUUGCCGUCUGCGGCCUGGGCCUCCUGGGCAUCGCCGUCAGCACCGACUACUGGCUGUACCUGGAGGAGGGCGUGGUCCUGCCCCAGAACCAGAGCACAGAGAUCAAGAUGUCCCUGCACUCCGGCCUGUGGCGUGUCUGCUUCCUGGCAGGUGAGGAGCGCGGACGCUGCUUCACCAUAGAGUAUGUGAUGCCUAUGAACUCUCAGCUGACGUCCGAGUCCACGGUCAACGUUCUAAAAAUGAUCCGCUCGGCCACACCCUUCCCUCUGGUCAGCCUCUUCUUCAUGUUCAUCGGGUUUAUCCUGAGCAACAUCGGGCACAUCCGACCCCACAGGACAAUACUGGCCUUUGUCUCUGGCAUCUUUUUCAUCCUCUCAGGCCUCUCUCUCGUGGUGGGCCUGGUGCUCUACAUCUCCAGCAUCAACGACGAGAUGCUCAACAGGACCAAGGAUGCAGAGACCUAUUUCAACUACAAGUACGGGUGGUCGUUUGCCUUCGCUGCCAUCUCCUUCCUCUUAACGGAGAGUGCUGGGGUGAUGUCCGUGUACUUGUUCAUGAAGAGGUACACCGCCGAGGACAUGUACAGGCCUCACCCCGGCUUUUACCGCCCACGUCUGAGCAACUGCUCCGACUACUCGGGCCAGUUCCUGCACCCAGAUGCCUGGGUCCGGGGCCGCAGCCCGUCCGACAUCUCCAGCGACGCCUCCCUGCAGAUGAACAGCAACUACCCAGCUUUGCUCAAGUGCCCCGACUAUGACCAGAUGUCAUCCUCCCCGUGCUGAGCCUCGCCCG
Pteropus alecto (black flying fox) is the source of this 843-nucleotide messenger RNA. It is a transcript of the gene CACNG5, whose product is annotated as calcium voltage-gated channel auxiliary subunit gamma 5. Gene Ontology annotation, molecular function: voltage-gated calcium channel activity; channel regulator activity. Gene Ontology annotation, biological process: neurotransmitter receptor transport, postsynaptic endosome to lysosome; regulation of AMPA receptor activity; neurotransmitter receptor internalization. The coding region runs from base 6 to 833 and encodes 275 amino acids. Lineage: Eukaryota; Metazoa; Chordata; Mammalia; Chiroptera; Pteropodidae. Gene Ontology annotation, cellular component: postsynaptic density membrane; AMPA glutamate receptor complex. The transcript is spliced from 5 exons. The record is from RefSeq and is a predicted model, not a curated record.